Molecule: messenger RNA, 2821 nt
Organism: Onychomys torridus (southern grasshopper mouse)
Lineage: Eukaryota; Metazoa; Chordata; Mammalia; Rodentia; Cricetidae
Gene: Nmd3
Product: NMD3 ribosome export adaptor
Exons: 16
Coding region: 130-1641 (503 amino acids)
Biological process (GO): ribosomal large subunit export from nucleus
Cellular component (GO): nucleus; cytoplasm
Molecular function (GO): ribosomal large subunit binding
Source: RefSeq, a predicted model, not a curated record
ACGCGGGAUUUCCGGUCCUCCUAUCGCGAGAUCGCCCUAGUGGCGUUGGACAGCUAAGGCCACGGAAGGAGCCGGAGUGCGGGAUGCGCUUGGAUUUGUCGCGCCGGAGCUGUAGGUCCCGAACGAACGAUGGAGUACAUGACCGAAGCCGUGGAUCGCAGCCCGGGACACAUCUUGUGCUGUGAGUGUGGUGUCCCAAUUAGUCCAAAUCCUGCCAAUGUUUGUGUGGCCUGUUUACGAAGUAAAGUUGACAUCAGCCAAGGUGUUCCAAAGCAGGUCUCCAUUUCUUUCUGCAAACAAUGUCAAAGAUAUUUUCAGCCACCAGCAUCUUGGGUACAGUGUGCUUUAGAAUCCAGGGAGCUUCUUGCUUUGUGCUUGAAAAAAAUUAAAGCACCUCUGAGUAAGGUUCGCCUUGUCGAUGCAGGUUUUGUUUGGACUGAGCCCCAUUCCAAGAGACUUAAAGUCAAAUUGACAGUUCAGAAAGAGGUGAUGAAUGGUGCCAUCCUUCAGCAGGUGUUUGUGGUGGAUUAUGUUGUUCAGUCCCAGAUGUGUGGAGAUUGCCACAGAGUAGAAGCCAAGGACUUCUGGAAGGCUGUGAUUCAAGUCAGGCAGAAGACUCUGCACAAGAAAACUUUCUACUAUCUGGAACAGUUGAUUCUGAAAUAUGGAAUGCAUCAGAAUACACUGCGUAUCAAAGAGAUUCAUGAUGGUCUGGAUUUCUACUAUUCUUCAAAACAACAUGCUCAGAAGAUGGUGGAGUUUCUUCAGGGUACGGUUCCUUGUAGAUAUAAAGCAUCACAAAGAUUGAUCUCUCAAGAUAUCCAUAGUAACACAUAUAAUUACAAGAGCACUUUUUCUGUGGAAAUUGUUCCAAUAUGCAAGGAUAAUGUUGUCUGCCUGUCACCAAAACUGGCGCAGAGUCUUGGAAAUAUGAACCAGAUAUGUAUUUGUAUUCGAGUAACUAGUGCCAUCCAUCUCAUAGACCCAAAUACUCUACAAGUUGCAGAUAUUGAUGGAAACACUUUCUGGAGUCACCCUUUCAAUAGUUUAUGCCAUCCUAAACAGCUCGAAGAGUUUAUCGUGAUGGAAUGCAGCAUAGUCCGAGAUCUAAAACGAAGUGCAGGGGCUGGAGUCAUAUCAAAAAAGCACACUCUUGGGGAGGUCUGGGUCCAGAAGACAUCUGAAAUGAAUACAGAUAAACAGUAUUUUUGUCGGACUCACCUGGGACAUCUUUUAAAUCCUGGAGACCUGGUGCUGGGAUUUGAUUUGGCCAACUGUAAUUUAAACGAUGAGCAUGUCAACAAAAUGAACUCAGAUAGAGUUCCAGAUGUGGUGUUAAUAAAGAAGAGCUAUGACCGGACGAAACGCCAGCGCCGUAGAAACUGGAAACUGAAAGAGCUUUCGAGAGACCGAGAAGACAUGGACACAGAUGACGAAAGGCAAUAUCAAGAUUUCCUUGAAGAUCUUGAAGAAGAUGAGGCAAUUAGAAAAAAUGUCAACAUUUACAGAGAUUCCACCAUCCCUGUGGAAAGUGACACAGAUGAUGAAGGAGCGCCUCGAAUUAGUCUGGCUGAGAUGAUUGAAGACCUUCAUAUUUCUCAAGACGCCACUGGUGAAGAGGGUGCAUCAAUGAUGUCCUGAUGAGUCACGUUAGAUGCCUGUGCACACCGGUGACCUCGGGAAGUCCGCCGAAGAACCUUUAUUGAGUAGUGCAUGUGUUCCCUUAUAUUCUGAGAGGAGAAAUUUGGUCUUAAACUUGAAUAAAUGACUAUUUUGAUUAUUUACCUAAAGUAUUGAAAGGUUUCAUAAUUUGGUAGUAAGAAAUAAGAGAUUAGAUGGGGUAUACUUGUUACUGAUAUUUAGGCCAUUUUAUGCAAUUUUAUCGGAGGAACUAGAGUAGUUUUACUACUUUAGUUCUGGAUUCAAAUGAAAAUGUUAGGAUUCUUUGUAUAUUAACCAAAUAUAAAAACAUAAACCAACCUCUUAACAUUUGUUUUAUAUUGAUUGCUUUAUGAACAUAUAGAAAUACAUACGAAGCACUUUUAAUAUAUUCAAGUACUUUGGUCCACUUUAAAUCACUUCUAUAUCUUUGGGGUUGGGAAAUGAAGGUUCAGUUUGUCACUGGACAAUUGGGAAGUUAAUUUUAUUUCUAUAUAGAAUUAGUAUCCCUUUUCUCCCUGGGAUUAAACCCAAGGCCUUGUGCUUGCAAAGUUAGUGUCCUGUCUUUGAGCUACAACUUUAGCUCUACAAAAAAACUUGUAACUGAGGGUUAUUUUAAUUUUUCUUUCAGUAGAAUGAAAUGUAUUUAAAAUGUGUAUAGAUUUGUAGGGAACACAGACUUGUUUUAUAGGUUCAAUAAAAAUUUCUGUAUUGAUUCUACCUUGGACAGCAGCUUAGGGUAAUAGCUUGCUUAUAUUAUAAAAAUGUCUGCUCCUUGUAUCAAGGAUAUAGUUUUUAGAUUUAGAAGACUAUUUUUUUCUGUAAGUUUGUAUCAUGGAACAUAACACACUACUAUCAGCAAGAAUAUGAUUAUAGAUGAUGGAAUAGGAAAACCUUUUAUAAAACCAAGAAUAAUGUCUUCCAUAUUCUGAAAGAAGAGAGUUAGCUUGGGUUUAAGCAUUUUGAAAAUGAAGUUUUGUGACCUUGUUCCUAUAAACAAGAUUUGCUAAACACCUUACUGAUGAUCUUCACCUAGUCUUUGUGUGCCAUUAUGUAUAUAUGUAUACUGUAUGUAGAUGGAGCCAAAUGCUCAGUGCAACACUGUUGUAAGACUUGACUCCUCAGUUUUUGAAGUCAGGAAUAAAGGCCCAAAUAUCCUGCA